AUGCAGUACAGACUAGUAUCCGUCCUGACGGCAGGCGUGCUGGUAGCCAUCAGUGGCGCCGCACCCGUUCCAUCCUCCGAGACCAUCACCAACCCAGCCGACACGAUUGAUGUCGGCAAGCCCACGACGAUAAUCACGUGGGGCAAGCGCGACGGCGACAAACCCAACCCCGAUGACAUCCAAAUAGGUCCUCCAAGCAGCGGAAUCAUCUGGUCCAAGGACAAGAAGCGUGACACCACCACCAAUCCCGAUACGAUUGUCAUAGGCAAGCCCAGCACGGACAUCACAUGGGGAAAGAAGAGAGAAGCUGCUUCCAACGAUCCAAAGGAUGAUAUCCAGCUUGGCAAGCCCAACACGGUGAUUACUUGGGGUAAGAAGGCAAAGCGCGAAGAGGCUGCUGCUAAGCCAAAGGAUAGCUUUAAGCUGGGCCCGCCGACGACGGUUGUUACAUGGUCUUGAAGAAGAGUCGAUCCUAUCUCAGCCUGGUGUCUUCUCCAUUUGUUCUUUUUUUUGUUGAAACUUAUAUAUUCGGGUGAUUUUAGUAUCAAAAUAGUUUACUGCUUCGACGUACCUG
This is a messenger RNA of Exserohilum turcica Et28A, 574 nucleotides long. RefSeq lists its product as uncharacterized. Lineage: Eukaryota; Fungi; Ascomycota; Dothideomycetes; Pleosporales; Pleosporaceae. The coding region runs from base 1 to 459 and encodes 152 amino acids. The record is from RefSeq and is a predicted model, not a curated record. The transcript has 2 exons.